CUCGCAUUCCCAUUGGCUGACCGUCUCAUUUCACUUAGUUGAGACAAUUUGAGACAGACAAAAAUGUAAAGCAAGUGAAGAGACAUUUAAAGUCCGAGCAGUAGAGAACUGGAAAAUGACAACGCUUCAAUAUUUGGGAAUAUCAGUACUUUUCAUCAUCGAUCUGUUGGGAGCUGUGAAUGCUGAAGUGAAUACAUUGACACGGAGAGAGAGGCAGAAUGUCACUCUACACACUGGACUAACUGGACUACAGGCUGAUAAAAUAUUUUGGUCCUUUGGUCCAGUCAUUCCAAACACCUCAAUAGUUGAGAGUCAGGUCAUCAGAGGAGAGAACAUCACAGAAUUCAAAGGAAGAUUCCCAGACAGACUGCAGCUGGACAGACAAACUGGAUCUCUCACCAUCAGAAAUCUUACCCUCAACAACUCUGGAGUUUAUCAGCUAGACAUUUUCAAUACACACAAAACAUCUCAGAGAUUCUAUCUAACUGUCUAUGCUCUAGUACCACUUCCUCAAGUCAGAAAAAUCCCUGAAGGUGAUUUUCUGGACAGUUCAUCAGAGAAGGGGAGCUGUUCAGUGGUGUGUUCUGUGGAGAACCGGAGAGACAUGACCCUGUCCUGGUACAGAGGAGAGAAGAGACUCAACCAGACCAGCAGCCCUGACCUCUCCACCAACCUGUCUCUCCCUGUGGAGAUAAAGCUACAGGACGAAGAUAUCUACAGCUGUGUGGCUGCCAACCCAGUCAGCAACCAGACAACCAAACUCAACAUUGAAACGCUCUGCCUUCAGUUUGUAGAAUCAGGUCCUAUUCUAAUCACAGUCAUUCCGAUAAUACUCGGCCUACUGUUACUUAUCGGAAUAUACUGCAUCUGGAAAAAGAAAGAUAUUAAAGGGUGCUGUGUAUCCACCUCAGGGAGUCCAGAAGAGGAGGGCUCUGUGGUGUAGCCUACUCUGUCAGACCCUGCAUUUCACCUUCUUCCCCACUGAAGAAAGAUAACUCAUUAGACUGCGUCU
This is a messenger RNA of Salvelinus namaycush (lake trout), 1012 nucleotides long. Its product is annotated as SLAM family member 5-like. The transcript is spliced from 5 exons. The record is from RefSeq and is a predicted model, not a curated record. NCBI's taxonomy places the organism in Eukaryota, Metazoa, Chordata, Actinopteri, Salmoniformes, Salmonidae. The coding region runs from base 116 to 943 and encodes 275 amino acids.